This is a messenger RNA of Carassius gibelio (silver crucian carp), 1524 nucleotides long. Its product is annotated as protein CNPPD1-like. Gene Ontology annotation, cellular component: cyclin-dependent protein kinase holoenzyme complex; nucleus. Gene Ontology annotation, biological process: regulation of cyclin-dependent protein serine/threonine kinase activity. The record is from RefSeq and is a predicted model, not a curated record. Gene Ontology annotation, molecular function: cyclin-dependent protein serine/threonine kinase regulator activity; protein kinase binding. NCBI's taxonomy places the organism in Eukaryota, Metazoa, Chordata, Actinopteri, Cypriniformes, Cyprinidae. The transcript has 8 exons. The coding region runs from base 193 to 1488 and encodes 431 amino acids.
CAUGACAUCCACUUCCACCGCUGUUAUUCUAAUUCUACGCAACUGAGCCAAAGCACAAACACUGUCUUGCGUAACAGUGGUUGUGAAUUCGUCGCAACGCAGCUGUCGCGUCAGAGAGAGGGCGCCUCCACGACGCCUUCCUUCGGCCUUGUCGUGUUUUCAGUCCUUUUAAUUUAAUGCUGGAAGCCCAAAAUGGAUUUUGGUGAUUUAUUUGACGAGCGGACGUUCACCUUUUCUGACUUCCAGGAGUUUACGUUUCUUCCUGGACAUGAGCAGUGGUCAGAGAGAGUGAGGAAACGACUGUAUUAUGGUCUUGAUUCUGACAGCCCGUUGGAUGCUCUAUCAUGUCCCAUGACAGAUAUUGCUGUGGAACUGCUCCAGAAAUCUGCCCCAAGUCCCAUAAGGAAACUCCACAAGAAGUACGCUGCACACGUGGCCAGGGAAGCAUGUAUAUCUCCCUGCGCUAUGAUGUUGGCCUUGAUAUACAUUGAAAGACUGCGACACAGAAACCCUGAAUACCUACAACAGAUCUCAUCCUCAGACCUCUUUUUGAUAUCCAUGAUGGUUGCCAGUAAAUAUUUGUAUGAUGAAGGAGAAGAGGAGGAGGUUUUCAAUGAUGAAUGGGGCACUGCGGCCAAGCUGGAUAUUCAGACUGUCAACACUUUGGAGAUUAACUUCCUCAAUGCGAUCGACUGGAACCUCUUCACUGAGCCCAGCGACUUCUUUAAAGUCCUCAGUCAGGUGGAAAGCAGCAUUGCGGAGCGACAAGGUAUGAAACGAGGUUGGUUCACCUACACAGAUCUCUGUGUCCUGAUGGAGCAAACCAAUUGGAGGGAAGCACUAUCAGUUAUCUACCAGCACUUUACCAAGGUUACCUGUAUGUUGGGUCUCCUGUACUUGACUAGCGUAGCCGGUUUCAUUGCUUCUUCUGCUGUCAUCCACAAGCUCAGCUGUAUUCCCAAUACCAGCCACACUUACCUGGACCCGAUGAAGCACACAUCCACUCAUAAACCAGCACUUCUCCCUGAGCUCUUGCCAGACACGCAGCACCCAACAUCAAACCUCCAUUGCUGCAGCCUGACCAACAAUAACUUGAAGCCACUGCCGAGUGUUGUUCUGUCAGAACAGCAGAGUUCUACCUCUUCAUCGUGUCAGAACAUGGUGCUUUGUUUCUGGGGCUCCAUCAUCUCCACUCUUUCCUACUCAAACUCCUCGUUGGAUAUUCAGCCACAAGACUGUUUGGUAUCAGAAGUGAUCUCUCACUGUCACACCGGUGGUUUCCCCCACUGCGCAAUAGCUCGCAAUGGCUCGGCGCUUCUUACUUCUCCAUGGUAUGCUCGUCUCACAGCACUUUUAGCUCCAUUUAGCGAAGACUUGAUAUUUCCGGACCCCCAUCUUAGCUCCAUGCCACCAUUUCAAAGACACUCAUGUUGCCAAGAGACGACUUUGCCAUUUGGGAAAUCACCAUCUCUUCUGAUGCCUGGCUAGAUGAGUAAAAUAAAACCAGCAAAGUUUACAUACACA